AUGGCCGUGGCUAGCAAUCAGGUCAGCGAGGUAGCCAUCCCCCAGCCGGCACCUGCUCUCGCUCUUCUCGACUUGUUCCCAGCUCCUAACCCUCAUGACAUUGACUGGAAUGCCGUCGUUCAUGCUGAGGUUGAGCUCAAUGUCAAUGAUGGAUGGCAGGGCAUUGUUGCCAAGUCGCACAAGCUCGCAAGCCUCGUUCUUCAAGGCAAAAGUGUUGCAUCUUCUCUGGGCCGUCUGCAGUAUCAAGGCAGCAUCCUAGAGACGCAAGCCGUCGCGAUGCGCAGUAUGACCGCCAUUGAGCUCAAGAUGUAUCAAGCCUGGCUGAACGGCGCCUCACCUCCCGGCCUGCCCUACCCCGACAACAUUCCUCCCACCUCGCCUGCAACCACGCAGCACAUCUUCGCCGAUGUGGUCAACUUCCACCCAGACGCGGACAUGCGCCUCUUGGCCCUCUCGCAUAUGUACGACUUGCAUCCCAAUGACCGACUCGACCAAUUCGAUGAGCGCAACAUGCUCAGCAAGGGACAGCUGACGUACUUUGAGGCCAAGUAUCCGCAGCUUCAGCCCCUGGUCUUGGCCCAUUGCCGCGUCUUGAUGCAGCGUACAGGCGAGGUGCUGAACCAGGAAGUGCACAUCGAGCGCAUCAGAGCCGAGUGUCACGCUUUGAGGAGCCAGCUGGCCGUACUUGAUUGGAGGAUCCAGGAGCACGUCAGGGAAAAUGCCCAGUCGCUUCAGCUCGCCAAUGCCAACACGGAACUCCUUCGUCAGCGUCUUCAGCAGCUCACGCGCCUUCUCGAGGGCGGACCCACUACCACGCAAGGUACUGUCCAGCAAAAGCGCAAGACACCCGAGGUCAGCGCCGAUGAGGAACAACAAGUCGAAGACCGUUCCAUUCGACGCCGUCAUGAUGGUGAGCAGCCCCAAGUCAGUCAAGGUCAGCACGAUGACCGCCAACACAUGAGUGACCACUCUGGCUCCAAUUCGCGCGACGAUGAUGAGGACACCCUGAUCCGCGAUGACAACAAUCCUCGCGGGCUACUAGGAGACUAUCAUUCGCUUUCGCCAACGUCUUCUCCUGAACCUCAGAAUCACCACGAGCGUGGCAAGCAUCCCGACGGCGAACAGCCCAGCGAGUCUACUGUAAAGGAGGCCGGGAUCGGGCAGCAGGUCGACAAGCAUGCUACCGAGACCAAUAGCUCUACCACGAAGGAAAUGAGCGCCACUCAAAGCACUCCAUCCGCCUUGGUAGAGGCCGACAAGGAGAUUCAGGACUUCUUCUACGAUUCAGCCCCUGCCACUGGCUCUAACCAGGACCAGCACCACAACAAGAAGGCUGACCAGCGCAGCCGCAGCUCUCCUGCUGAGGAGCACGGCGCAGACGGCAGCGAUGAGAACGCCCCUGUGCUCCUGAGCGACGAGAAUCGCCCACCAACCGACCGGCUCGCCAUCCGCUCCGGCCCCACUACGCCCGAGCAGCGCCCCAGGAACCCUGCUGCUACUCGAGCUACCAACUCUAGCCCUCCCGCCUGCCACAGCACCACGGCAGGUAGCGGCGCACGAUCCUCGCCUCCAGCCACCGACACGCAACGUUUCCUCUCCGACCUCGAGCUGAGCGCUACCGCUUCCACGUUGCCCUUCAGCAAGAAGGAUGCGCCGCUUGCAAAGGACUCAGCCAGGGAGGAAUACAUGAGUCUGUUUCCCCUGCCUGGCUUCGAGCGUAGCCCGUCGCCCAUGCUGACCAGGAGCAAGGCGAGGCUCGACUUGCGCAGGACUACUGGCGCCAGCGACGAUGAGGAUGCUGAGCCGACAGCAGGAACCAAUGAAGGCUUUGAGUCGCAAGAGCAAGUGGAGCAGCAGGCUCCUGGUGUCUUUACCCGCCGCUCUGGGCCAAUGCAGUUUUUCAAGUCGCGCCUCCUUGCGUAG
Jaminaea rosea is the source of this 1923-nucleotide messenger RNA. RefSeq lists its product as hypothetical. NCBI's taxonomy places the organism in Eukaryota, Fungi, Basidiomycota, Exobasidiomycetes, Microstromatales. The transcript is spliced from 6 exons. The record is from RefSeq and is a predicted model, not a curated record. The coding region runs from base 1 to 1923 and encodes 640 amino acids.